GCUGGGAAGGUGCUGGUGCCGCAGAGCCUCCCCUGGGAGGAAGCGGGCUGCAAGCUGCAGGGCCUGGCCAUGCUCGGCAGAUUGCUGCCGGCCCUGCGUCGAGGGCAGUACUGCCAGGACGCAGCAGGCAGCUCUUCGCUGACUCCUUUUUUCCUUGCUUGUGCCCUUCCCACACCCCAGAGGUCCUGGAGGAAGAUACGAGCACAGCUCUUUGCUGCCAGCCCCUCCGGCGUGGCCCGCAUGGAGAAGUUCGAUGUGCGGGAUGACGGCUCGGCGCUGGAGAAGACCUCUCUGCGGCGGUGUGCCCGCCGGGUGAUCCGCCUCUCCGACUGCGUCUCUGUGGGCCCGGCGGGCACCGAGAGCUGUCCCAAAGCCACGGCCGCCUUCUACCUCAACACCACGGAGAAGAGUUAUGUGCUGGCGGCCGAGCAGCGGGACGAGUGGAUCGCCCAGCUCUGCCAGCUGGCCUUCCAGGUACUGUGGGUGACCGAAUUCCCGGUGCUGGUGGUCCGAACAGAUGCGGCUGCCCGCUGUGGCCUGCGCUGGCAUUACCUGCUCUCGGCCCUUCCCCAGAGCCUGACGCUGAAGGACCCACAGUCCCGCCAGCCCCUGCUCACCUGGCCCUACGCCUUCCUCCGCAAGUUUGGCCAGGAUCAGUCUGUCUUCCCCUUUGAUGCUGCCCUCCGUAGCGACUCUGGUGAGGGCACCUUCACCUUCAGUACCCCCCGAGCCCCAGAGCUCUGCCGGGCUGUGGCCUCUGCCAUCACAUUCCAGCAGCAGCAGGGCAAGGACAGCCUGGACCCCCGGCUCUUCUCUGCCUCAGACUCUCAGCUCUCUGUGCAGGGCAUCGAGGCGCAGUCCUGGGAAUCUGGGGCUGAAGAGCCCCAACCCAGCACAUCCCUGGGAGGGCCGGUCUCCAGUGAGCCCUGGGACGCGGGGAAGCCGCCACCUGAGCAUCUCUACGAGAACAUCUUCACUGCUGAGCUGGGUCCAGCUGGUGCAGAAGAGGAGGAAGGGGUGGAAGCAGCGGCGGCAGAGGAAGGGCGGUGGGAAAUGGGGUGCCGGCAGGCCCCCGAAGGCCACAGCAGCGAAGCAGGGCCCCCCUAUGACAACCGG
Molecule: messenger RNA, 1116 nt
Organism: Merops nubicus (carmine bee-eater)
Lineage: Eukaryota; Metazoa; Chordata; Aves; Coraciiformes; Meropidae
Product: docking protein 3-like
Exons: 5
Biological process (GO): positive regulation of MAPK cascade; cell surface receptor protein tyrosine kinase signaling pathway
Cellular component (GO): cytoplasm
Source: RefSeq, a predicted model, not a curated record